Molecule: messenger RNA, 3345 nt
Organism: Diatraea saccharalis (sugarcane borer)
Lineage: Eukaryota; Metazoa; Arthropoda; Insecta; Lepidoptera; Crambidae
Source: the annotation of a GenBank genome assembly
GUCGCGCGGCGCCCGCCGCAUCACGAACACGUGCGCUGCUACGAGCCGCUACCGUAGACGGCCUCCGCUCGCCGCGCUCGCUCAGCUCAGUGCGUAGACAGGUGUGACGUGAAGUGUUCAUACUGUGCUACAGUGAUCUAAAAUGCUAGUGUCCUCAAGUGAAUAAUAUAUCGGGGCUACCUCGGAGAGCCGGCACCGCUCGAGAGGCAGGUCGCGUGAUGGCGCAUGGAGUGCGCGCGGACGGCGUGGUGCGCGGCGCUGGUGCUGGCGGCGCUGGCGGCGGCCGGCCCGCGGUACAGCUCACGCAUCGUGCACACGCACGCCGGAGCAAUCCGCGGCAUCAUAGUGGAGCCAGCGUCACGCCGCCUAGAGCCGGUGGAGGUGUUCUGGGGGGUGCCGUAUGCUGGACACCCUCCGCGCCUCGGGCCCCCGCCCCCGCCGCCCAGUUGGCCUGGCACACGGCUCGCGGACGCAUUCGCGCCCGUCUGCCCACAGAAGUAUCCGGACAUAUCCAACAAGAGUGCUGCAUUAUCAAAGAUGCCCCUCGGAGUUUACAACGAGCUGAAGGCCACAGUCCCUUUCUUAGCCAAUCAGAGCGAAGACUGCCUCUACCUCAACAUCUACGUCCCCGGUAGCGGUGCGCGUGGCGUGGAGGCGCCAUACGCGGUGGUGGUGUGGGCGGGCGGGUGGUCGCACGAGUGGGGCUCCGCCAACACGCUCGACGGGGCGGUGCUGGCGGCGCGCGCGCACCUCCUCGUACUCACUAUCAACUAUAGGCUAGGAUUAUUAGGUUAUUUAACGACGGGUGUGCGGUCCGACCCGGCGCACCGCGCUGGCGGCGCCGCGGCGCUGGACGUGGCGGCGGCGCUGGCGUGGGUGCAGACCAACGUGGCCGCCUUCGGGGGGGACCCCCGCCGCGUCACGCUCGCCGGACACGGCGCCGGGGCUGCGCUCAUCAAUGCGCUUUUAAUGAUGCCCGAAUCUAAAGGUUUGGCGUCGCGCGUGCUGUUACUGAGUGGGUCAGCGCUGAGCCCCGCGGCGCUGGCCCCGGACGCGGCGCUGGCGCGGGAGCACACCGCGCAGGCGCUGCGCUGUGCGCCGGACUCAUCCACCAGUGAACAUUGGUUAUUAGAAUGUAUCCGAGCCAGGCCGCUCGCAGCGCUGUUAGCGGUGGAGCCUCCCAGAGCGCGGUUCCUCGCGGGUUGGGCACCGUCGGUGCCCCUGCAGAGGGACCCUGCGAGCCAAGCCCCUACUAAGGCGCUGCACGCCAGCGAGGCGUUUCUAGACUGUUCGCUCGCUGUUGUGGUCGCCACCACUGAAAGUUACCAGUUUUUCAGCGAAGACGAUGUCAGACAUGGUUUCGAAGAGGAACACAGGAAUCGGAUUUUGCGCACGUAUGUCCGCAACGUGUACCGAUACCAUCGCAACGAGAUCUUCGCGGCCAUCCGCAACGAGUACACCGACUGGGAGAAGCCGAUCCAGCACCCCAUCAACAUCAGAGACGCCACCCUGGAGUCCCUGAGCGACGCAGCGGUCGCCGCGCCCGCCCUGCGCGUCGCGCAGCUGCACGCGAGGAGAGGAGCCAGGACUUUCUUCGCUCACUUCGCACACCAGAGCAGAGACGCUGAUUAUCCCCAGCGACUUGGGAGUGUUAGUAGUGAAACCUUGCCGUACUUCCUCGGGCUGCCGUUGGUCGGCGGCACGCAGUCGGCGCCGAGGAACUACUCUCGCGGUGACGUCACCGUGGCCGAGUCCGCGGUGGCGCUGCUCGCGGCGUUCGCGAAGAGCGGCGACCCGUCGCUGAGGACGGACCACCACGACACCUCCUCGUGGCCGCGAUACGAGCUGAAUACACAGCAAUAUCUGAGCAUAAGUACAAAACUUCGAGUGAAAAGUCACUACCGCGGCCACAAGAUGGCGUUGUGGUUGCACCUGAUCCCGCAGCUGCACAGGCCCGGCGCCGCGCCCAGACAUCAUCAGUUCCGGUCGAUUCACCCGGACAUGUUUGCGGGGGAAAUUUUUCCCGAAUUGUAUACGACGACCGCUUCGUUCGAUGACGAGGAUGAGCCGCCUGACCCUGAAGAGGAGGCAUCCGAGGUGGAGGAGUGCGAGCCGUCGCCCUCCCCGCGCCCCGCACUCUCCGCCCUGCCCGCGCCACAUCCCACUCCUAAGGAAGACUCCCUCACUAACCUGGACUCGCAAUAUUACAGUUAUACGGUAGCAUUAGGAGUAACGGUCGGAGCCGGGUGCUUCUUACUGGCACUAAAUGUGCUAGUAUUUGCUGGAAUUUAUCUGCAAAAAGGGAGACGGCGCACCUCGCACAGGAGACCUCGGAGAGAUGGCAGCUGCAAUAGCCGCGCAGGCACCGGUUCAUUGUCUAGCGACCCUACGCUAGCGUUAUCUCCUCGAAAGAGCACAUUAAAGCGCAGCAGCGAGUUAGAACUAAAGGAGAGACCGAACAACGUCCCGCCGCCAGCAAAGAAGCGAGUCCAAAUCCAGGAGAUAUCAGUCUAGAGGAUUUUUGAAAUGAACGUUGAUAGUAAAGUUUGAGUGUGAAUCGUGGAACAUUUCGAAGUUAUAAAUAAAAACUUUGGCCAUCAUAAAGAUAAAAAUGAGUGACGCGUUAGGGGACAAUGGAGUGAUAUAAUAAGUAAGUGUAUACGUAUUGUAUGUAAACGAAUUGGAAGCGGUCGCAUCUAUGAAUAUUGGAAUAUAUUUAGACGUAUCUUGUUCGGUUUCCAUGGAAAUAUCAAGUUUAAGACUUACAUUUUUCGAUCCAAGUCUUGAAAUUUUGAUUUAUGUACGAAUAUUACCACAGUGGCGAUUGCCCUUUGAAAUUGGACAAUUGGAAAAGCUGAUAAAAGACGCUUUAUUCUACAUUUGAUAUACUUUUUUCAGUGUAAAGGUGCAGCCUACCUGCCGACCAAUUAACCGAUUUCCGUAAUAUUUCUUGUUGUUUCUUCGUUACGUUUGAAAGUAUUAAAAUAUCGUUUGUUCAUCUUGACAGUAUAUAACUUUAUUAUUAGAGAAAUUUUCUGUUCUAUAUAACUUGCAUACUAGUAGAAGUAAUGUGUUAGUUAAAUAUUAUUCAGAUUUUUAUUAUUAUUACCAAUAAUAUUGUUAUCGUUUAGUUACUUCUAAAAUCAUAUUAAAUAUAAUUCGUUAUACAGGUUUGCAAUUAUUAAGAUGAAUGUAUAGUAAUGUAUGAGACAUUGUAAAUAGCACGGCAACUGUUUUAGAUCUUUACUAUUUGAAUGUACAUACCAGUGUCGACGUGAAUAUCUGUCAACUCGGGCGAUUGCAUCGUCAUCAAUACGAGGUUUUUUAAUAAAAACCACUUUUUUU